This is a messenger RNA of Suhomyces tanzawaensis NRRL Y-17324, 2454 nucleotides long. RefSeq names its product mRNA splicing protein. Lineage: Eukaryota; Fungi; Ascomycota; Pichiomycetes; Serinales; Debaryomycetaceae. Gene Ontology annotation, biological process: generation of catalytic spliceosome for first transesterification step; mRNA splicing, via spliceosome. The coding region runs from base 1 to 2454 and encodes 817 amino acids. The transcript has a single exon. Gene Ontology annotation, cellular component: U2-type catalytic step 2 spliceosome; post-mRNA release spliceosomal complex; Prp19 complex. The record is from RefSeq and is a predicted model, not a curated record. Gene Ontology annotation, molecular function: protein binding.
AUGAACUACGACGACUGGACCCUCGACCGCUUGGUGGCGCCUGCUGACAUGGCGCUCGAGCACGAGUUGGCCAAAAACCCCCACGAUCUCGCGUCCUGGCAGGCGUACUAUCGCCUGGUAGAAGCAGCAGAAACAUCACCAGAAUCAGUGCAAAAGAAGCUCUUCGUGUUGGAACGAGCUGUCCAGGCAGUACCACGCUCUGCUGAGAUGUGGCUCCUCUACACAGACGUGGCAGAGUCGCUCGUGGAGCACGCAUCCUACUACCACCAUCGCAGCGACUUUGGCGUGGUCAACUCGGUCUACGAGAGAGCCUUGCUGCUUUUGGCAGACAACCACCAGCUCUGGCAGCGGUACUUGCGGUUUCUCACCUCCCGCCAGCAGUGCGAGGUGACGUUCAUCCGCAGACGCUUCAACAGGGCCUUGCUGUGCUUGAAGGGCAGCGUGGCAGCCAUCUGGCAGUUGUACCUCGCGUUUGGCGAAGCCGUGGGCGGCUUGACGGCGUGCCACGUCUGGAGCAAGUACUUGCAGUACUUGGGAGGCGUGGAGCACGCCGACGGGGGCCACAUCGUGCUGGUUUUGGCUCAGUACGUUCAAAACGACCAGUACUUGAAUGCUAUCGCCCUCUACCGGGCAGUUCUUGCGUCCUCCAGAGACCUCCCCGUGUCACGUUUGCAGUUGCUCAACGAGUAUCUCGAGGUGCUCGUGGACUUGUCGAAGACGUCGCCGUCUGCCAGUCUUACUAACCACUUUGAGUUGGCAGUGAAAGAUGCCAUUGCCCUGUAUCCCGACCAGCUAGGACCACUCUACCUACAAUUAACCCAGUUCAUGACCGAGCAAGGCCACCAUGCCAAGUCCCGCCACUACUACAACCAGGCCAUUCUCCACUGUGACAGUGUCAGGGACUUUGUCAUGAUCUUCGACGCCUGGACCCAGUUUGAAGAAUCCAGACUCACAGAAUUAUCUGAAGCUGUGGAAAACAACAAUACCGACGAGGCGGCUAUCCUGGACGCAUUAGCUUCGUUGGACUUCAGAAUGAACUACCUAGACAACUUGAUUUCCAAUAGGCCCUUCCUCUUAAACGAUAUGAUGAUUCGAAAGGACCCCAAUAACUUGGACCAUUGGUUCCAAAGGAUCGACCUCCACAAGGACAAUCUCGACAAGGUUCUCCCUACGUAUGCACAAGCAUUGACUCAGAUAAACCCCCUCAAGGCCCAUUCUGGCACUUCCAACACCCUCCCCAAGCUCUGGAUAAAUUACGCCCGAGUAUACUCAUCUAGAGACGACUGGAAGACCGCAAAUUUGAUUUUCUCGAAGUCGGUGACAUCGACGUUCCGCUCGGUAGACGAGCUAGUGGAUUUAUAUAUCGAAUGGACGGAAUCCAACUUGUCUGCUCCCUUUAAAGAUGCAGAUACAAAAGCUCUCUAUAUUGUUCAGCAGGUAUUGUUCGAGAACAAAUCCAAAGACGAAUUACACGCAAGUGUCUCGAAGAACUUGAGAUUAUGGUCGUUUUACAUCGAUCUCUUACAAUCGUUUAUCGAGGAUGAUGAAAAACAAGCUGAAAACAUCGACAGGGUUUGCGAUGCAUACACUAAAAUGAUAGACAUCAAAAUUGCCAGCCCCAAAACUAUCUUGUCGUUCGCAAGUUUUCUUCAACUGGUGAACUACAACGAGCGUUCCUUGGCAGUUUACGAAUCAGGACUUCGUUUAUUCACAGACAGCGAGCUCAGAUUCGAGAUCUGGAACGUAUACUUGUCCAAGGCAAUUAGUUUCGGACUUGAUAUCGAAAGAACACGAGACUUGUUUGAUACCUGUUUGUUCGAGAAUAACGGGUGCCCCGCAUCUUUGGCCAAGCCCUUCAUUUUGCUUUACUCCAAUUUCGAAAGAGACCAUGGGUUUGUUUUGAAAUCCCUCAAAGUUAUCAAACAAGGUAUUAAGAAAUUAUCAGAUGGAUGGGAGCUUGCAAUUUCGAAAGAGCAACGGUCGAAGAUUCUGAAUGAUAAAUUUGAUCUCUAUACCAUCUUAUUUAUCUCAGUCGAAGACAUUGAGACAAAGAGGGGCCUGUAUGAAGAGGCGGUAGAGGAUAGUCAAUUGUCUUUAGAUCAACUCAUAAGGCUUAGCGACGAAUUUAUUGACUUCGAAGUUCAACAAAAGCAGAUAUCCCGUGCCAGGGGUCUAUUCAAGUUUAUUUGCAAGCUAUGCAACCCAAAAAAUAACUCGCUUAUAAGAAUCAGCCAAAUCUGGGCCAAAUGGGAGACUUUCGAAGUGGAUCACGGUGAUGAAAUUACUUACAAAGAAAUGUUGAGAUUCAAGAGAACUGUGGUAGACGAGUUUGAGAAAGUGAGUAAGUUCAAUGAGCAAUUGAACCCCAUGGGCUUCGUCAAGGGGGAGACUGUUGGUGGGGCAAAAGAUGAGGAAGAAGUGAGAAAUCCCGAAGAAAUUGACAUGGACAUGUGA